AUGGACCUCGAUACCACCCGUCGUCCCCGAAACCUGGUGCUCACUGAGCCGCGCAGUAAUGCGAACUCCCUCUGCGAGGAAACUCCCUCCAAAAAGCGCAAGAUUGCGGUUGCCCCUGCGCUCGCCCGAUCGCGAGACGAUUCUCGACCCGGCCUGUAUUCGACGCAGACCAAAAGCGGGUUCGAAUCCGAUAUACUCGAGAAAUUCGGCCACGACAUUCUGAAACUGAAACGAAACUGCAAUGAGAAGGGACAAUCGUGGGAUCGGCCACCUGUUCGAGCACUUGUACCAGAGUGUGAUAGCCUUUGUUUCCAAGCUAUUGAAGCCGAGGAAGGAACGCUUCAUGGCGGUCUCCCUACUGUCAAAUUGUUCGGAGUCAACGAGCGAGGCAACUCUGUACUACUCCACGUCACGGACUUCAGGCACUACCUUUAUGUGGCCUCCCCACCAACGUUUCAGCCCCAGGAUUGUGCAUCGUUCUGCGUAUACCUCGAAACUCAAAUUGCUCAGCACAAGCCGGCGAUACAUUCGGUGGCUUUGGUUACGCGGGAGAACAUCUACGGUUUCGCGGGCAACCAGCAAUGCCCUUACUUGAGGAUCACAGUCACUGAUCCCAAAUUCAUCAAUGUCGUUCGUUCCACGAUUGAAAGUGGCCGCGCGAACUGGAAGGGCAAAUGGAAAGGUGUGGAUGGUAGAAAGUUCCCCGUACCUCAGCCACAGACGGACACUUACAGACCGCAGAUUCCGGGUAUGUCAUGGGUGGAAGCUCCGGCGAAGUCGUACAAGAUGAUACCGAGUCAUGACCGCCAGUCAAGGUGCCAGAUUGAAGCACAAGUCAGUUAUCUCCAUCUCAUCGCGCACGACCCAGUCAAUGAAUGGGCUAAGAUGGCCCCACUACGUAUCUUGUCCUUCGACAUCGAGUGCGCUGCUCGUAAAGGCAUAUUUCCUGAAGCCAACUGCGACCCGGUAAUACAAAUCGCGAACAUCGUGACGACAUAUGGGGAGAAACAGCCGUUCAUUCGAAACGUUUUCUGCUUGGAUACGACUCAUGCUAUUGUAGCGACGCAGGUUCUAGAAUUCGACCGGGAGGAAGCGAUGCUUUCGGCGUGGCAGAACUUCCUUGUUCGGGCGGACCCUGAUGUCAUCACCGGCUACAACAUUGCCAAUUUCGACUUUCCUUAUCUGCUUGAUCGAGCCAAACACCUCAAAGUGUCGGGGUUUGAAUACUGGUCGCGCAAUCUGAAUGUCCCAUCAAAGUCUAAAGAGACAAGCUUCUCGAGCAAGCAGAUGGGAAACCGUGAUACCAAAACCACCAACAUUAACGGGCGACUGCAGCUCGACCUGUUUCAACUCAUUCAACGCGACCACCACCUUCGCAGCUAUUCGUUGAACUCCGUCUGCGCAAAUUUCCUGGGCGAACAGAAGGAGGAUGUCCACCACACGAUGAUCACCGAGCUGUUCAACGGUACUCCCGAAUCCCGCCGGCGCCUCGCGUUGUACUGUUUGAAGGAUGCGUAUCUUCCACAACGUCUCAUGGACAAGCUGUCCUGUCUUGAGAACUACACCGAAAUGGCUAGGGUCACAGGUGUUCCAUUCAACUUCCUCUUGUCCCGUGGCCAGCAAAUCAAGUUCAUCAGCCAGCUUUACCGGAAGGCUUUUGAACAGAAGCUCGUCAUUCCUAAUAUGAAGGCAAAUGGCUCAGAUGAGCAAUACGAAGGAGCAACCGUCAUCGAGCCGAUACGAGGCUACUACGAUGUGCCAAUUGCAACACUGGACUUCGCCUCCUUGUAUCCCAGCAUCAUCCAAGCCCACAAUCUCUGCUACACUACAUUGAUCGAUAAACCAACCAUCACGAGGCUGGGUUUGAAACGAGACGAAGAUUUCAUCGUCACACCCAACGGCGACACGUUUGUGACGACAAGACAAAGGAAAGGGCUCUUGUCGCAGAUUCUUGAAGAACUCCUCAUGGCGCGGAAGCAAGCCAAACGUGAACUAGCUGUGGAGAAGGAUCCAUUCAAGAAAGCAGUUCUGAAUGGUCGCCAACUGGCCCUGAAAAUAAGCGCCAACAGCGUAUAUGGAUUGACCGGCGCAACGACUGGAAAGCUGCCAUGUCUCGAAAUCGCGAGCAGCACGACAAGCUUCGGACGACAAAUGAUUGAGAAGACAAAGGAAGAAGUGGAAAAGAAGUAUACCAUUGCGAAUGGUUACAGCCACGAUGCACAGGUCAUCUAUGGUGACACAGAUUCUGUCAUGGUCAAAUUUGGUACCAGGGACUUGACGGAGGCUAUGAAGCUGGGCCAGGAAGCGUCACAGUACGUAUCCUCUCAUUUUGUCCAGCCGAUCAGGCUGGAAUUUGAAAAGGUAUACUUCCCAUACCUUCUCAUCAACAAGAAGCGCUAUGCAGGGCUUUAUUACACAACACCGGAGAAGUAUGACAAAAUGGACACCAAAGGCAUUGAGACUGUGCGGCGGGAUAACUGCCUUCUUGUUCAAACUGUGAUCGAGAAGGUUCUGAAGAUGAUCUUGAUUGAACAAGAUGUCCAAAGUGCGCAAGAGUAA
Messenger RNA from Purpureocillium lilacinum, 2559 nucleotides. Lineage: Eukaryota; Fungi; Ascomycota; Sordariomycetes; Hypocreales; Ophiocordycipitaceae. The record is from RefSeq and is a predicted model, not a curated record.